CAUUCAUUCGCUAGUGAAAAGUAUGGCCGAACGAACGUCGUGAAAAAAGUCGCAGCACGGCGCAAACAGUGUCAGUUUUCAUUCAGUUUUGGGUGAACAGAUUUUCAAUUUCGAGUCUUUUUCAUUAUUGUUAUUUUUAUUCAUAGUGGUAAUUUUAGUGUGAUGACAUCAUUUUGACCCCCGCCCGAAUAAAAUUGUGUGUCCGUUGAAGAAGAAAAAAACGAGUGCAGCCUGGCAGAGAGGAAGAGGUGGAGCGAGCGAGCGAGUUGUUGGCGAAGAAGCACUCGAAGAGAAGCCGUCGUGUUUCUUGUUGUGUGUGGUGAAUGAGGGGGAAACAAACAACCGAAGGAAAGAAGAUCGAAGCAAAAGCGACAGCAGAAGAAGAAAAGUGUGUGCAUUUUUGUUAAUUUGUAGGCCGAAAGGUGUGUGAACCGUUCCGGAGAGUCUUGGAAAUCCGGAAGCGGACCGCUGGCUCGUCGUGUAAAAUCGAAAAACGUGACGACUGUCGCCACCGUUGUUCCGCCGCCGAGGUGCGGUGUGUAGGGAAGGACUUCGACGGGAUUUUUUUUUUCUGAAGAGGGAGUCAAGAGAGUAAACUAGUGCAACGAGUGAUUGAGUGCUGCUGCUGGUGGUGAUUCAAGUAGUGAAGACGUAUAUUUUAAGUCGGAAAUCAUGUGGACAAUCAGUAGCCGGGACGGCGGGUUCGUCCUGCUACUGCUGGUGGCUGCCGUCAAUGUGCUCACCGUGCAGAGCUUGAUCCAUUCGCCGCCCCGCAUCAUCAAGCAGCCGCCAACGGAUGAGAUGCUGUUCCAGGUGGCACAGACAGGUGAAAACGAUAAGCCCUUCAUCAUCGAGUGCGAAGCGGAAGGCGAACCGUCACCGAAAUACCGCUGGAUCAAGAACGGCAGAAAGUUCGAAUGGCAAACGUACGACGACCGUAUGUCGCAGCAGCCGGGUCGCGGUACCCUGGUCAUCAAGUCGCCCCGAGACGAGGAUCUCGGCCAGUAUCAGUGCUUUGCCGAAAACGAACACGGAACGGCCACAUCGAACUCGGUCUUCGUGCGAAAGGCCGAGCUGAACUCGUUCAAGGACGAAUCUGCCAAAACGGUCGAGGUGGACGAAGGAUCACCAUUUAAGAUGCAGUGUCAACCGCCGGACGGUUGGCCCCGACCGAACGUUUACUGGUUGAUUCAGAACAUGGAUGGCGGUAUCAGUUCGAUCAACAACUCCCGGAUGACGCUGGAUCCCGAAGGUAAUCUGUGGUUCUCGAACGUGACGCGGUACGAUCAAUCGGAUGAUUUCUACUAUGCUUGCGCGGCUUCGUCGUUGUUCCGGAACGAGUACAAGAUCGGUAACCGGGUGUUGCUGCAGGUUAAGCAGACGGGAAUUUCGGCUGCUCAAAACAAGCACCGACCGGAGCGGCAGUACGUGUCCAGGAAGAACGAGGUCGCACUGAGAGGGAAGAAGAUUGAGAUGUUUUGUAUCUACGGAGGAACACCGCUGCCACAGGUGGUUUGGACCAAGGACGGUCGACCGAUACAGUGGAACGAUAAGAUACAGCAGAAUAAUUACGGUAAAUCAUUGGUGAUCAGACAUGCGUCGUUCGAGGAUCAGGGAACGUACACUUGCGAAUCGUCUAACGGAGUGGGUAGUGCGGAAUCGUACUCGAUCCGACUGGAAGUGCAAGCCGUGCCGUACUUUACCCUGGAACCGGAGAUUGUCAAUGCAGCCGAGGAUGAGACGGCAGAAUUCCGAUGCGAAGCUACCGGUGUCCCGAGGCCAAGCAUUAUCUGGGUCCACAACGGCAAACCGAUCGAUCAAUCGAGGAGCAAUCCGAGACGUAUUGUUAGUUCGAACAAGAUCUACUUCACCAAACUGGAAAAGGGUGAUACUGGUAACUACGGUUGUAACGCCACCAAUGCCCUGGGCUAUGUCUACAAGGACGUGUACCUUAAUGUGCUGGCUUUGGCGCCGGAGAUCACUGAGCCCCCAAAACUGGAAUACACCGUCGAUCGACGCAACGUCACGCUGACCUGCCGAGUGUUCGGUGCUCCCAAGCCGGAGGUCAAAUGGAUCCGCAACGGACGGGAGCUGACCGGAGGUAAAUUCAAGGUUCAAGAUAAUGGCGAUUUGUUCAUUCGCGGAGUCGAAUUUUCCGAUGCCGGUGAGUACAUUUGUUCUGCCAUUAAUAAGCUGGGCGAAAAGUCAGCUCAAGGUGAACUGGUAGUCAAGGAGCACACCAAGAUCAUCGAUGAACCGCAGGAUUAUGAAGUCGUUGCCGGUACUCCGGCUACCUUCCGUUGUAACGCGGUGGCAGAUAGUUCUCUAGAACUAAACAUCGAAUGGUUGACCAACGGGGAAACGAUCGAUUUCGAAAGUCAGCCGCGAUUCGUCAUGACCAACGAUUACUCGCUGACCAUUUCGAAGACCAUCGAACUGGAUACGGGCAUCUACACUUGCUUCGCCCGUACCGAUCUGGACGAAGUGAUGGCCAAUGCUACUCUAACGGUGUACGACCGUCCAAACGCUCCAUCGCUUGAAGGAAUCGAAUGCCAACAAACCGUAGCUACCCUUUCCUGGAAGCCCAACGGUGAUAACCGUUCUCCAAUUCUGCAUUACACCAUCGAAUUCAAUACCUCAUUCACCCCGGAUACUUGGGAAAUCUCGUCCAAAGACGUUCCGGCCACGGAUUUCACCUACAGCGUCGACAUGAGCCCAUGGUCCAACUACACAUUCCGAGUCAUUGCCAUCAACAAGGUCGGUCCGUCGCUUCCGUCGGGACACAGCGAUGUUUGCACCACACAGCCGAGCGUUCCCUUCAAAAAUCCGGACAAUGUGGAAGGUCAGGGAACCGAACCGAACAACCUAGUCAUCCGGUGGACUCCAAUGUCCGAAAUCGAACACAACGCUCCUCGAUUCCAGUAUCGAGUUUACUGGCAGCUGGACACCGGAGUGGAUCACUGGAACACCGAGGACAUUUUCGACUGGCGACAAUUGGAAUUGGUCGUCCGGGAUCAGGAAACUUUCCGCCGGUACCGUAUCAAGGUGGUCGCCAUCAACGAACUCGGCGAAGCCAAUGUUGCUCCCAAGGAAGUUAUCGGGUACUCCGGGGAGGACAAACCUCUGGAAGCUCCUACCAACUUCACACUGAUUCAAGUCACUGCUCCUACUUCGGCGAUCCUCAGCUGGAACCCGGUGACGGAGGAAAGCAUCCGUGGUCACUUCAAGGGUUACAAAAUUCAAACUUGGACUGACGCCGACGGAGAAGAGAACCUGCGGGAAAUUCUCGUAACGGCCGACUCGAAGCAAGCUCUAGUCACGGAUUUCGUUCCGGAUUCGACCAACUACGCCCGAAUUCUCGCCUACAACGGACGAUUCAAUGGACCUCCUAGCACUACCCUGUCGUUCGAUACUCCGGAGGGUGUUCCGAACACGAUCCAAACCCUGGAUGCCAUCCCACUGGGUUCGUCCGCUUUUCUGCUUAAAUGGAAGAAACCACUGCAGCCGAAUGGCAAGCUGACCGGAUACAAGAUCUAUUACGAAGAAGUGAAGGGCACUUCAUUCGGACCUAGGAUGGAACGAGAACCGCACAUCCACGAUAACCGCGUCACGGAAGCCAAACUAGGCAAGCUGAAGCCCAAUACCAAGUAUCGAGUGCACGUCGUCGGUACAACGAAAGCCGGAGAGGGACAAGACUAUUACAUCGAACAGAAGACUGGAAGCGGUGCUGCGGUUGUACCGGAUCAGCCGUACUUUGCGUGGGAACGGCAACCGAACGGUAAUGGCCAAGCGGACGUCAAGGUCACCUGGCAACCGAAUCUAGAAGGUAAACCGGGAUCGCACUUCUUCGUAAAGUAUCGCGUCAAGGGCGACAACCAGUGGCUGAUGACGGAGCCGGUCCUGUACGAGAACCACCACUCCGUGCACGGGCUAGAACCGGACGCCAGAUACGAAUUCCAGGUUGUUUCCGUCGACGGCGAAUACCAGACAGAGUCUAUGACGCAGGAUGUUGAUACCUCUGGUAUUGAAGGCCCCAUUAUCGUCCCGAGCAACAACGUGGCCACGGCCGGAUGGUUCAUCGGAAUGAUGCUGGCCAUUGCGUUCCUGAUACUGCUGUUGAUCAUUAUCUGCAUCAUCAAGCGGAAUCGGGGCGGCAAGUACGAUGUGCACGAUCGGGAAUUGGCGAACGGGCGCAACGAUUACACCGAAGAGGGUGGUUUCCCCGAGUACUCCCAACCUGUUUUACGUGAUUACAGCUUGGACAAUAAAAGCCAGGGCCGACAGUCGCUGGGAUCGCAAAAAGUCGGACCGGAAAGUGAUACUGAUUCCAUGGCGGAAUAUGGUGAAGGUGAUACAGGCGGCCAAUUCACCGAGGAUGGAUCGUUCAUUGGCCAGUAUGUGCCCGGUAAGCCACCGGUCAGUGCUCAGUCCACACCGCAGAAUCCUUCGCUGCAGGGAGCCACCGCCGGAAUGGCUACGUACGUCUAAGCUGCAACCGCAUCGCAACACUCUCUUGUGGAACUGUACGGAAUGAUCAUCUCACUGGAGACAUUUGACUACAACUGGAAACAAAAAUACUGGACGGCAAAUGGAGAGGACAUGCAUCAUGUACACUUUUUUGCGACCGUUUAUUUUGGAGAAUUUUUAUCGUUCAUUUCUGAACUUAUCUGAAUACCGCAGAACACAAUAGACUAAAUACACCCAGCUGGAUUUCAGCUAAGGUUCCGAAGGUCAGUGAAUGCUGACUUUCUUUUGCAAAAUGAUGUAACUCAAAACAAUGUGUUCAUGCAAAUGUUUAGAAACAAGAAAAAAACAAUAGGUCAUCAAGCGAAAAGCCAAGAAAAUUAACCAUUUUCGUUCAAUAGAGACCGAAACACACACGCGAACUACUACAAUCUCAGUACAAACUACAACAAUUUCCAUGUUGGCAGCGAGUUGCUCCCACUCUUGUAUGUUUAGACAACCCCCUUCUCCACGUGCUUUAAUACCUAUAAUAUGUACGAGACGACGAUCCUCUCAAAGAGCUGGAUCGGAUCAAUCGCAAGUAUCUGCUUAAUUAUUAUCUCUUUCGAAAAAAAAGGAAAAGAAAAUCAGAAGGCAUUAUCACCUUCUUCGACUCUCAGUCCGGCCCAAUUAAGAUUCUUUUUUAUGUUUUUAAGUUAAAUUAAUUACCAAUCACUUAGAUCUGACGGCAGAAACCCGAAAAACCAACAUCAACAUGAAUCAAUUUCGUCCAGUAAGAAUGAAUCUCUUCUUUUUAUUUGUACUAGUUGUAAAUGCUUAAAAUGGAGGAAAAAACCUACUACAAUUAUUACGAUUACAAGUAUAAAUAAUUCUCUCUCCGCGUUGCUCGAAAGCAAAGUUGCCAGGAACGGUGUAAGUUUUAUAAGUUGUUGUUAAUUUUAUACCCGUUUAUAAAAUUAGUGAAACAAAUUGGAAUGAAGCGAGCUGCGUUGCGUCCCAUGGGAGGCACGCGCAGCGCGAGAAGGAAGUUUGAUGGUUAGCACAAAAAUGGCAGCCAACAUCGAUUGAAUCUCAACAUCACACACACACACACUCAGAAAACAACACAAGCAAAAUUACUCGAAACAUGAAAAAACGAUCCAAACAAACAAAACACUCACAGAGAGAGAUAUGUCUGUAUAUAAAGCAAACAGUAAAAGAAAGAAAAAGUGCUGCUAUUACUAUUAAAAAAAAACGCUAUUUUAUAUUUUCUCUAAACGCAAAUCUACCUACUUUUCCGGAAGAAAAUGAAACGAAAAUAUUACGUUAGAAUGCAAUUCUCUUCUUUUUUUGACUAUGAUGGAAAACGACGGAAGGGAAGUAACGCGAAUUCCUUCGAUUUACUAGUUUUAAUUGUUUAGUGCGAGAAUCCGGAAAGCUAUAAAUGUUCACUUUUAUUUGUAAUAAAGAAAUUCUUUACAAACAAA
This is a messenger RNA of Ochlerotatus camptorhynchus, 5930 nucleotides long. RefSeq names its product Neuroglian (gene Nrg). The transcript has 9 exons. The record is from RefSeq and is a predicted model, not a curated record. Gene Ontology annotation, molecular function: cell-cell adhesion mediator activity. Gene Ontology annotation, biological process: axon guidance; brain development; cell-cell adhesion. Gene Ontology annotation, cellular component: axon; plasma membrane. NCBI's taxonomy places the organism in Eukaryota, Metazoa, Arthropoda, Insecta, Diptera, Culicidae. The coding region runs from base 673 to 4488 and encodes 1271 amino acids.